GAUGGGAGGGGAAGGAAUGGAUGGGACGGAGGGGACAGGACACGCUGGGGGACAACGCAGCCACCCCCAGCCCGUUGUGCCCAGCCCGAGGGGACGUCCCCAGCACACGCCGGACCCCGAGCCCCCCACGGAGGGGCCAGGCAGGAACGGGGGGGCUCUUGUGGGGCUGGAAGGGAGCGGGGGUGCCGUGGGGACCCCGGGAUGGGGCCCUGGUCCCUCUGUGGGGCUCUGUGCCUUUUGGUGGCGCUGGCUCAGCAGGGACCCCCGUUCCGGGGACCCCCACCCCAGCCAGUGUCCCUGUCCCCUGCCCCGGGCUGGGUGUCCCCCAACAUGUGCCCCGGCUGGGUGUGUGUCCUUGCACCCACGCUUGCACGCACGCUCACACGUGUGCAGGCAUGUGCAUGGGGGUCUCGGUCCUGGGGUGCAGGGCAGGGGACGGGGGGUCCUGGGGGUCCCCAGCCGGCCGGUGACACCCCGCUGUGCCCCAGAUCCGCCGGCGGAGGCCCACGCCGGCCAUGCUCUUCCAGCUCUCCGAGCACUCCUCCCCAGAGGACGAGUCCCUGCCCUACCAGCGCGCCUCCGGCGAGGGCUGCCUGCUGAAACCAAAGAGGACCAACCCGUGUGCCUACACACCGCCCUCCCUCAAAGCGAUGCAGCGCAUCGUGCAGUCCCACCUGGAGAGUGGCCCGGCCGGGGGUGACAGCUCCGACGGGGAACCCGAUGAUGGGGAGAACGAGCUGGCCCGCGCCUGCGACCCCGACAGCGCCCUGGAGCCUGGUGAGGGGACAUGGGAUGGGGGACGGGGGCUGCUGGAGGCUGGGGGGGUCGGGGAGGGGCUGGUGGCCAUCGCUGCCCUCUGCUAG
Molecule: messenger RNA, 863 nt
Organism: Calidris pugnax (ruff)
Lineage: Eukaryota; Metazoa; Chordata; Aves; Charadriiformes; Scolopacidae
Gene: PPP1R1B
Product: protein phosphatase 1 regulatory inhibitor subunit 1B
Exons: 5
Coding region: 516-863 (115 amino acids)
Biological process (GO): intracellular signal transduction
Cellular component (GO): cytoplasm
Molecular function (GO): protein phosphatase inhibitor activity
Source: RefSeq, a predicted model, not a curated record